AUGGCAAAACAUUGGUUUACAACUUUACCAAGCAACUAUUUUAUGAGGUAAUCUAGAAAGGGAGGAAGACGUGAAAUUUUAUUUACAACUUUAGGUAUAUAAUAAAUUUGAGAAUGUUAUUAGCAUUGGGAUUAGCUCAUUUUGGUCUAUUUGAACCAUUAAGAAAUUCAUAUUAUUAAAGAGGGGUUGUUCCAACAUGGGAAAGAUCUGUUGUAAAUGGAUAGCCAUGGACUAUUUGA
Molecule: messenger RNA, 239 nt
Organism: Paramecium sonneborni
Lineage: Eukaryota; Ciliophora; Oligohymenophorea; Peniculida; Parameciidae
Source: the annotation of a GenBank genome assembly